Mandrillus leucophaeus (drill) is the source of this 540-nucleotide messenger RNA. RefSeq names its product ATP-dependent RNA helicase DDX19A-like. The record is from RefSeq and is a predicted model, not a curated record. Gene Ontology annotation, molecular function: RNA helicase activity; RNA binding. Lineage: Eukaryota; Metazoa; Chordata; Mammalia; Primates; Cercopithecidae. Gene Ontology annotation, cellular component: cytoplasmic stress granule; nucleus. The transcript is spliced from 6 exons. Gene Ontology annotation, biological process: poly(A)+ mRNA export from nucleus. Bases 1 to 540 code for a protein of 179 amino acids.
AUGCAGAAAGUAGCCUUGCGUAUCCCUGAUGAGCAGCUCAGCUACUUUGUAAACUUCAGAUUUGGAGAGAAACAUGGAAGCCCCUGGUACUCAGUUGCGGCAGCCGGGAGACCCCAGACUCGUAAAACAGCUAGUUGGCUGGCAGCAGAGCUCUCAAAAGAAGGCCACCAGGUGGCUCUGCUGAGUGGGGAGAUGAUGGUGGAGCAGAGGGCUGCGGUGAUUGAGCGCUUCCGAGAGGGCAAAGAGAAGGUUCUGGUGACCACCAACGUGUGUGCCCGCGGCAUCGAUGUUGAACAAGUGUCUGUCGUCAUCAACUUUGAUCUUCCCGUGGACAAGGACGGGAACCCUGACAACGAGACCUACCUGCACCGGAUCGGGCGCACAGGCCGCUUUGGCAAGAGGGGCCUGGCAGUGAACAUGGUGGACAGCAAGCACAGCAUGAACAUCCUGAACAGAAUCCAGGAGCAUUUUAGCUUCCCCUGGAGAGAAGCAGGCUGCCAGAGAGCCUGUGCUGUUCUCAGCAGCACAAACAGUCGCUAG